GUGCCGGGCGCCAUGGCCCCCCCCAAGGACAUCAUGACCAACUCGCACGCCAAGUCCAUCCUCAACGCCAUGAACGCCCUGCGGAAGAGCAACACGCUCUGCGAUGUCACCCUGCGCGUGGAGCACAAGGAUUUCCCAGCCCACCGCAUCGUCCUGGCCGCCUGCAGCGACUACUUCUGCGCCAUGUUCACCAGCGAGCUCUCAGAGAAAGACAAACCCUAUGUAGAUAUCCAGGGACUGACAGCUUCCACCAUGGAAAUCCUGCUAGACUUUGUGUAUACAGAAACUGUUCAUGUGACAGUAGAAAACGUCCAAGAAUUGCUCCCAGCAGCAUGUCUGCUUCAGCUGAAAGGUGUGAAACAAGCUUGCUGUGAGUUUCUGGAAAGCCAGCUGGAUCCAUCAAAUUGUUUGGGCAUUCGGGAUUUUGCUGAGACACACAACUGCGUUGAUCUAAUGCAAGCUGCAGAGGUCUUCAGCCAGAAACAUUUUCCAGAGGUCGUUCAGCAUGAAGAGUUUAUCCUCUUAAACCAAGAAGAGGUUGAAAAGCUCAUCAAGUGUGAUGAAAUUCAGGUGGAUUCUGAAGAGCCUGUUUUUGAGGCAGUUAUAAACUGGGUGAAGCACUCAAAAAAAGAACGGGAAGCAUCACUGCCAGAACUGCUGCAAUAUGUGCGCAUGCCACUUCUUACCCCCCGCUACAUCACAGAUGUCAUCGACACCGAGCCUUUUAUUCGAUGCAGUCUGCAGUGCAGAGACCUCGUAGACGAAGCUAAGAAAUUUCAUCUUCGGCCUGAGCUCCGGAGUCAGAUGCAAGGACCCAGGACAAGAGCACGUCUAGGAGCUAAUGAAGUACUGCUUGUGAUCGGAGGCUUUGGCAGCCAGCAGUCACCUAUUGAUGUUGUGGAGAAAUAUGACCCGAAGACUCAGGAGUGGAGUUUCUUGCCAAGCAUCACCCGUAAAAGGCGCUAUGUUGCCACAGUGUCCUUGCAUGAUCGCAUCUAUGUGAUUGGGGGGUAUGAUGGCCGCUCUCGCCUCAGCUCCGUGGAGUGCUUGGAUUAUACAUCAGAUGAGGAUGGUAUCUGGUAUUCUGUGGCUCCGAUGAACGUACGGCGAGGCCUGGCUGGAGCCACUACCCUUGGAGACAUGAUCUAUGUUUCUGGUGGGUUCGAUGGAAGCCGACGUCACACCAGUAUGGAACGAUAUGACCCAAACAUUGAUCAAUGGAGCAUGCUGGGAGACAUGCAGACAGCACGGGAAGGAGCAGGGCUUGUUGUAGCUAAUGGAGUUAUCUACUGCCUUGGUGGCUACGAUGGGCUGAACAUACUGAAUUCUGUAGAGAGGUACGAUCCCCACACUGGACACUGGACAAAUGUCACUCCAAUGGCCACUAAGCGCUCAGGGGCUGGAGUGGCUCUGUUGAAUGACCAUAUUUAUGUAGUUGGUGGGUUCGAUGGGACUGCACAUCUCUCCUCCGUGGAAGCCUAUAAUAUUCGCACUGAUUCCUGGACAACUGUAACAAGCAUGACAACCCCCCGCUGCUACGUGGGGGCCACCGUGCUGCGGGGAAGGCUGUACGCAAUCGCUGGAUAUGACGGCAACUCACUGCUGAGCAGCAUCGAGUGCUACGAUCCCAUCAUUGACAACUGGGAAGUAGUGACCUCCCUGGGGAUGCAGCGUUGUGAUGCUGGAGUCUGUGUCCUUCGGGAGAAGUGAUGUGGAGGGAGCUUACAAAGAAGAACACCCUGAAAAAUCCCUGCUGGAGGAAGAGUCCCAAGCGAUUUGCAGUGACUGUUCUUGAGAGUUGUGGAUGCUGUGAAAGUAGGCAUCAGAAUAGCAGCUUUCUGUGCUGCCUUAACUAGAGCAUGUGCAUAAAUGUGUUAUCUCAGCAGUCAUUUGAAAUCGGGGGCUCUGUGUGAAGCUGGAAAAAAGGUAGUGAAGUGGAUCAGGAGAAGCUGCAUUCUCUGCUGUUCCUGUGGCUAAUUGUAUCAGCAAAGCAGAGAUGUCCCUAGCCCUGGCAUCAGCCAGUCUGGUGAAUGCUUCCAGGGAUGUGUACGUUCAGCAACUGGGUGGUCUCUUCAGAAACUGCAGGACCACCUGGGUCCUCCAGUUGCUCUCAGACAUGUGGAUGUGUGAGGGUGGGAUCCAGCUGCUCUUAUGCUCCAGCUUCAAAUCAUCUUGUACAUACUGAAUGUUUUAAACAUGCUCCUCAAGAGCACAUCAGUGCAGAGCCAAAUUGAGUGAGCAUGUGGUAAGGGGGUCCUGCACUGUAGCUGUGUCUGCAGCUUCCUCACAGGUCUGCACAGAAAAGGAGUCGCAGAUUAAUGCUGUCAACUACUGAGACCCAAAAGCCUGAGGCUGCAGGGGGCAGAGGGCGGGGAGGGGAGGAAGAGAUUGCCUGGUAUGGAAGCAGGUGUGCAGCUUUUGUGCUGUAGUCAAGGGGCUCAGCAAGGUUUAACACAUCAUAUUUCCCUUGAAAAGCUUGACUGACCCAGCUGGAAAGCACGGCAUUUUCUGGCAGUGGGAACCUUGCUGUGAUUCAGCAGUGCCUUUGCUCCCACCCCUGCGGGGAAGUCACCUUGCAGAGGCUGAGGCCCUGAAUGCAGGGAUGCGAUUGCUACUACCAGUGUAGAACUUCUUAGUGAGCGACUGGGGUUCUUGCUUGGACGGAUCUCCAACCCGUGCACCCACAUCAGCCUUGCAGUCCAGAUCAUUGUGUUGAUUUUCCUUUUAUCCAGGAUUUUUCUGCUGCCCAGGAUUCCUUUUUGCCCCUUUAUUCUCACCUGUUUUAUUCCCCUGCCUCUUAACUCCACAUCCUCUUACAGUAGCUAUCCUUUGCAUACCCCGUGAACCCCAAGUGUGAGCUUCACUGCUGGCUCACUAGAGUGCUCUCUCCUCAGCAUGCUACCUGCCUUGCUGUGUUUCUGGGAGCAUGGGCUCUCUUCCGCUGUCAGCUAGGCCCCUCAGUGCCUGGGCUCCACGUAGUGCUGCUCAUUGAGCAUUCUGUUGACUCCUUUGCUUGGGGGACAGGGUGGGAUCAGGGACACGGUAGCAUGACUUAUGCACUUUCAGCCAACGCUCUGAACUUCUGCGUUUGUUCCUAUCACACAAGUGUUCUGUGGUUUCAUUUCCUAUGUGUAUUUUUUAAUGAAAAUAUAAAGAAUAAAGUAUUU
Messenger RNA from Struthio camelus australis, 3167 nucleotides. NCBI's taxonomy places the organism in Eukaryota, Metazoa, Chordata, Aves, Struthioniformes, Struthionidae. The record is from RefSeq and is a predicted model, not a curated record.